Molecule: messenger RNA, 3573 nt
Organism: Balaenoptera acutorostrata (minke whale)
Lineage: Eukaryota; Metazoa; Chordata; Mammalia; Artiodactyla; Balaenopteridae
Gene: VSTM2A
Product: V-set and transmembrane domain containing 2A
Exons: 5
Coding region: 481-1200 (239 amino acids)
Source: RefSeq, a predicted model, not a curated record
ACGAUGCCGCCGCUCUCCGGAACGCGAGCGUAGACGGAGCGCGGCCCGGCGCGCACGGAGUUAAAGGCGCCGCGGCGCGGAGAGGGGAGCCGGCGCGAGCCCGCGAGGCCCCCGCCCCUCGCCCGUCCCCGCGCCACGCGCCCCACGCCGCGGGCUGACGCCGGACCCGCCGCAGGAAGCGGAAGGCGGGCGGCCGAGCGGCCAGGCACUGCCCCGCGCCGCGAUCCGGGUGUGCACGCGCAGCCCGCCGGAGCCCAGCCCGGCGCCCAGCCCGCCACCGCGCCGCCGGCUCCCCGCUCCGCGCUCCGGGUCCCCAGAGCCGGUCCGCGCCGGCGAGCAGCAGCAUGUUCGCGGCGCCGCGCCCCGGGCGCUGAGACCGAGCCCGCGAGACAGUGGCAUUCCUUUCUUUUAGGGCUCUUUGGCUGUUGGCUACACGGAUGUGACGACCCCCACCCCCUUUUUUUUUUUUUUUUUGGAACGAUGGGGAUCUUUUUGGCGUAUGUUGGAUUUGUUUUCUUUUCCGUUUUAUAUGUACAGCAAGGGCUUUCUUCUCAAGCAAAAUUUACCGAGUUUCCGCGGAACGUGACUGCAACCGAGGGGCAGAAUGUGGAGAUGUCCUGCGCUUUCCAGAGCGGCUCCGCCUCGGUGUACCUGGAGAUCCAGUGGUGGUUCCUGCGGGGGCCGGAGGACCUGGACACCGGGGCCGAAGUGGCCGGGGCACAGGCGGAGCUGCUGCCAUACCGGGACCCGGACGGCGACGGGACCAAGAUCAGCACAGUGAAAGUCCAAGGCAAUGACAUCUCUCACAAGCUUCAGAUUUCCAAAGUGAGGAAAAAGGAUGAAGGUGUAUAUGAAUGCAGGGUGACCGACGCCAAUUACGGAGAGCUUCAGGAGCACAAAGCCCAGGCCUACCUAAAAGUCAACGCCAACAGCCAUGCUCGGAGGAUGCAGGCCUUCGAGGCCUCGCCCAUGUGGCUGCAGGAUGCGAAGCCUCGCAGGAACGUCUCGGCGGCCGCUCCCGGCAGCACGCACAGCUCUGCCAGCCAGCGAGUGCUCUCCACUUCCAGCCCUCAAGCGGUAGCCAAAAUCCCCAAACAAAGUCCACAAUCAGCAAAGAGCAAAUCGCCUGUAAAAUCUACGGAGCGGACAGCAAAGUUGACCCUAAACUCCAAGCACCACUCUGCACCCACUGUACUCUAAUUACCUACACAAGGAGCACCUGCUUUCGGAAACAAACGAAGAGGCUAUCUCACUUUGUUCAUAACAUUUUCUUGGGCAAAUCAUUGAUCUUUUAUUUCAAGAGAAUUAGUGUGAAGUGAUAGAACAUUUUCUAAUAGCAAGAUCUAUUUUUUUUCCUUUUCUUUCGGCUGCUCAAAGCAUCAUCUCACUGACUGCUCAGGGGUUGGCCUGACCAUCAUCGGUAUAGUGAAUAUUUACUACAGAUACCACUGAUUUCCUACUAAAAGACCCAUUAUCUGCAGGAAGUAAGCAGAGUUCAAAAGGCUACAGAACAUAAACUAUCAUCAAACAAAACUCGUGUCUGGGGGCAAGAACAAAAUUUUCAACACUGCGAGUCAACAAUGAAAACGUUUUAAAUAAGAAAUAAUAAAAGAGAAUUUUUUUUUUGCAUUUUUCCCCUUUUCUUGGGUUUUUCUCCUUUUUCUUCAUUGUAGUUCUUAUUCAAUAUGGCAAGUGCUGAUUAUGGCCAAUCCCUGUCAAUCCUGGGAGGUUUAUAUAAAAACAUUUUGAGUGUUCUAUAUUUCAGUGCAUUUUAAUUCAUUUUGCAAUUCUUGUAUAUGCAAAUGAUAAAUUCUGUAAAUUGCUUAUAGUAUGUGUGAUAUAACUUCAAAGUAGAUAGACUAUGAGCCUCAUGCAAGCUGAUUUUUAUCAUUCUCUAUAUAAAUAUAUACAAAUAAGUAUCUAUAUGUUGGGUCAUCAACCAACUUUUUUUGGUUAAAACAUAUGUUUUUCACUGAUUCCUAUAUUGUGGGGAUUUUGUAAUGCAUUGUUUCACUUCCACAGGUUUGACUGUUGCAGAUGGUAUCUGUUGCCUUCUGCUUCCUUCUGGAAAAUGCGUAUUCAAAAUCGUAUCAGUCUCUGAUAAAUGAAUUAAUUUUGCUGUGUGUAUGCUGUGUUGAAAUUUGCUAUGUUCCUUUAUAUGUGGUGUUUAUUGAGGUUUGAGGAUCUUUUGACUCUGAAGAAUGUAAGCUCUCUGGUUUUGACAGCCAUUCCUGUAUUGUCAUCAUCAUUAUUGUCAAAAAGCAAUGUCGCGUCUAGAAAAUCUGCCUUGGAAGUGAAUAUGGGGUAGGUGAAGUGGUCAUUGUGAAUCCCUAAAUUCAUGGAAGAACACUUCUUGCUGUGGCUAAAAAAUGCUGCUUCCUUUGACCUUUAUGAAUUUUUGUAGCUUUGUCAUUCUGUUAUUUGCUGCUAAUUAUAUUUUAAUGUCUCCUAAUUAAAAAUUAAAAUUUGGUUGUUGGCUAAAUAUAAUAUGCAAAAGAUGACUGCAGAUCCCCGACUAAAGAAGAUAAUGUGUUCAGUUUCCACUAGUUAAGUGAAUUAUAACUUUAAAUAUUCCAUUCUUAUUUUUGGCUUUAUGAUAAUUCAGACUAUUUUAUUUAGAACCUGUUUUCUACUCUGGCAAAGAAUGAUAGACAGGACUAGCAAUGUGUUCCAUAUACACUAUGGAGUAGAUACGGUUGAGAUGGAAAUGACCUAAGUUUUCCUUCCAGAGAGAUUCUUCUAUUUUCUUUCAUAACAAACCAGAAGUUCAUCUCUAUAGGACCAUCAGCACCAAGCCUAAGGUCCUAGACUGAAGCUUGAAGGCAAUGAAUACCUCUGCUUUUCAAAGGUAAAUGCAUUGAUUUUCUGCAAUUCAAUUACAAGCAAUGUGAUAUUUUCAUAAUAUCCUUGACAUUAUCUUCUGAGAAAUAAUGUUUCAUGCUAAAUAUUUUAUUGACAUUUUUCUUGAUCAUUUGGUUUAUUAUUUCAGUCUAAUGAGAAAAAUAAAAGAUUUGAUUGCACUAUUUUAUUAACCUAGAAAAAUUAUUUUCUUUCAAAGUUUAAUGCCUAAAACACAUGAAAUAAUGAUAAGACAAAUAUUAUUUAUUAAGUCUAUCUGGACUCUAAAGAUUGCAUACAUUCACAUAUAAAUAAGUAUAUUGAUUCAACUUCAGUCAGUCUGGGAAAAUCCACCAUGUAAUUAACUUUUACCCAAAGUUCAGGUCAUGAGAUUGGUCAGUUCUAAAGCAAGAUGGACAUGUAUCUCUGUAUCAGUGAUGUUCACCAUGCUUGCUUGUAAUAAGGACAUUAUGUUGGUUGGGAAGAAUUCUCAUUACACUCAUUGUGUCAGGGUACAGAAUAACAAAGAUUUCUUUGUCAGUGUGCUACCAAGAGUCUGACUCGCUAACUUCUUUGAGAAAGAACAUGGCAUACAAUCUAUUUCUCCAAACUAGAAAUUUUUAUGUGGAAUCUUAAAUAUUGGAACAGAAGCUAUAACAAAUUAAAGAGACAUCUAGUUGUUUUCACCAUACAUUGUCCCUCUGGAACUAUUCCGUGGUGUGUAACCAUAACUAU